Acipenser ruthenus (sterlet) is the source of this 6390-nucleotide messenger RNA. Its product is annotated as malignant fibrous histiocytoma-amplified sequence 1 homolog. Gene Ontology annotation, molecular function: protein binding. The coding region runs from base 550 to 3528 and encodes 992 amino acids. The transcript has 3 exons. NCBI's taxonomy places the organism in Eukaryota, Metazoa, Chordata, Actinopteri, Acipenseriformes, Acipenseridae. The record is from RefSeq and is a predicted model, not a curated record.
ACAAGUACAACGCUUUUCUCCUCGCUGCCUGUGCUUCUCUUUCCUCCUGGAAGGUGGGCAGGGCAGUCUGACGCGCUCGUCGAGGCGGUUCUGCAGUUUCAGUCUCUCAGACUCAGAGCAACUACAGCACAAACGCAGCGGCGUAAACCAGGGAGGAAAGCAGUCUGCCGUUUAUUGCUGUUUGUUCAUUCUAAAAGCAAGCCCAUGACAAAGCGGUCGAGAUGUCUUGAUACUGAGUGAAGCGAUGGCGUUGCCGGGCGACUAAUCUGGCGUAUGCGGUGGAAUAUUAUUUAUUGAAGUAAGGCUCAUUCUUGUUGGGCUGCUGUUUUUGCUAUACUCGAUGGCGCAGAAGGUACAGACACCACCGCUGCUGUCUUGUUUUCGUUUAGUAGAACUGCAGCGCAUAUCUUUGAAUCGCAAUGCCUUUGUAAUGAUGACGGUGAUGCAGAAAAUGCGAGCUGUGAAGGAAAGGGGGCAAGUAACCUUGCUACCCGGAGAAUAAUAAAUACUGCACUCAAUGAAAACAGAGAGGUGUGGUCUAACCGAACCAUGGAUGGAAAGGAGAAUAAACUGAAAACAGCCAGGUUAUGGAGAGAUGCUGCGCUGCGCUCCAGAAAGCUGAGAAGCAACCUGCGCCAGCUGACUCUCAGUACCCAUAACAACCAGAAGAUUACUCUGCCUGAGAACAUCAACGAGAUAGAGGCUCUAAACCUGGGGAACAACUCUCUACAGGAGCUGCCCGAGGGUUUGGGAGCCGCCCUGAUCAACCUGCACAUUCUUAUAUUGAGGAGAAAUAAAUUCGCCAGUAUCCCGCUGCCGGUUUUCGAGCUCGGGCACCUGACGGAGCUGGACCUGAGCCACAAUUGCUUAGGUAAUUUCUCUGAGGAAAUAGGAUGCUUGAAAAAUCUGAAAAAACUGUGCAUCAGCCACAACAAGCUGACAGCCCUGCCAUCACAGAUAGGGACUUUACAGAACUUAGAGGAGCUGGAUAUUAGUUUUAACGAACUCUGCCAAUUUCCUCGUUCUUUUGGCCAGCUUAAAAAGCUGAGGACACUGGACGCAGAUCACAACAAACUCGCUCAGUUCCCACAGGAGAUUUUGUUACUAAGCGAUCUGGAGGAACUGGACUGUUCCGGCAAUAAAAUAGAUUGCUUGCCAACUGGAAUAAUGACGUUGCAGUCCAUAAAAAUAUUGUGGCUGAGCAGCACUAAAAUCUCUGCGUUACCAGAGACCUUCUGUGAUUUGAAAAACUUGGAAAGCCUUAUGCUGGAUAACAAUGCUUUGACAGCUUUACCACAACCUUUUGGCAAAUUGCAAAGACUGAAAAUGAUUAACAUUUCUUCAAACUUCUUUGAAGCUUUUCCUCUUGUUAUUCUUGAGCUUGUGGGUUUGGAAGAACUAUACCUAAGCAGGAACAAACUGUCAAUUGUCCCUGAGGAGAUAGGCAAGCUCUUUAUGCUUGCUAAUUUGUGGUUGGACAAUAACAAAAUAACAUACCUUCCUGACACUAUAGUGGAGCUUAGUAAACUAGAGGAGCUGGUGUUACAGGGUAACCAAAUUGCCAUCCUUCCUGAAAACUUUGGGAAACUCUCCAGAGUUAACAUAUGGAAAAUUAAAGACAAUCCUCUGAUACAGCCUCCCUAUGAGGUGUGUAUGAAAGGCAUCCCCUACAUAGCGGCCUAUCAGAAAGAAUUAGCACAUUCCCAGCCUGCAGUAAAGCCAAGGUUAAAAUUGGUUCUAAUGGGACUAAAGGAUGCUGGGAAAACAAAACUGAGGCAAUGCCUCGUUAGUAAGAGACAGGAUAUUCCUGCAGUGCCUGGAAAUAAAGGGAUAGACGUGACGAACUGGAUUGCAGAUGUAGAGCGGAGUCUUACCUUUAUUGUUUAUGACUUAUCGGGGGAUAACAAUUAUGAUUUGAUAAAACCGUUUUUUCUUUCACCUGGUGCUUUGUACAUACUGGUAGUCAACUUAAAGGCAUACAUGUCUAAACAUUUUUAUACCUAUGUGGGUUAUUUCCUGCACCUGCUCAGUGCCAAAGUCCCACAUGGUGUGGUGUGCAUUGUGGGGACCCACAUGGAUUUGUGCAGUGAGAUGGAAAUAGAAGAAAAAUGUCUGGAUAUCCACCGCCAAAUAGCGCUUCAGGAGAAAAGGGACAUUAGGUUCUUGGAAGGCCUGGCACACAAGGUGGACCGAGCUCUGGGCCAGGACUAUGAUGUGAGGACCUCCAGCCCCCAUGCUCUCUUUUAUGGGGUCUCAGAUAAAAACCUGCGACGCAAGAAAGCUCAGCUGCAGUACCUGCUCAACAACCGGCUUCAGAUCCUAUCCCCGGUCUUCUGCGUGAGCUGUGCCAAGGACCUCAGAAACACCCAGCGGCUGAAAGAGAAGCUCAUGUCAGUGGCCGAGCACCGGGAGAUUUUCCCCAACCUUCACCGCGUCCUUCCAAAGUCCUGGCAGAUGCUGGAGGAGCUGCAUUUCAAGCCCCAGGAGCUCUGGGUGUCCUGGUGGGAUUCAGCCCGGCUGGGUCUGCAGGCAGGUCUAACUGAGGACCGUCUUCAGAGUGCACUGUCUUACCUACAUGAGAGCGGCAAGCUCCUUUACUUUGAGGACAGCUUGACCCUCAAAGAAUAUGUCUUCCACAACCUGUCCAAGCUUAUUGAUAUCCUCAAUGUCUUCUUUCAGCGGGAUGCUACCAUGCUGCUGCAGAAGCUGCUGAUUCAUGAGGACAUGGACCAGCUGACAGCUGCACAGCUCCACCACUAUGUUGAGGGCUUCCUCUUACAUGGCCUCCUGCCCUCCCAUGUCAUGAAGCUUCUCCUCAAGGCCCACAUUAAGACGCAGCAGGAACUGCAUCUCAUCCUGGAGCUGCUGGAAAAGAUGGGCCUCUGUUAUUGCAUUAAUAAACUAAAGUCAAAGCCCCUCAAUGGUGCCACUGUGUGGUACAAGUUUCCUUGGUAUGUAAAAAACCAAAGGCCCCAUGCUGAAGCCUGGAUCAAUGGGAGCUCUAACAUGUCUGGGCACCUUUUUGCAGUAGAGCAGCUCCAGAUCGAGUACAACUUCCCGUUCCUCUUCCCUCCGGGCCUCUUUGCCAGGUACAGUGUGCAGGUCAAUGCCCAUGUAGUGCAGCGGUCAGAUGGAAAGUUUCAAAUAUUUGCCUACCGUGGGAAAGUGCCUGUGGUGGUUAGUUACCAGCCAUCCCAGAGUGGCCUGCAGGCAGACACCUUGUCCAUCGCCAGCCACGCUUCGUUGCCAAAUAUCUGGACUGCUUGGCAAGCCAUAAUUCCUUUAGUGGAAGAAUUGAAUGUCCUUCUGCAGGAAUGGCCAGGACUGUAUUACACUGUGCAUGUUCUCUGUUCCAAGUGCCUUAAAAGAGGGUCACCUAAUCCACACACCUUUCCAGGAGAGCUGUUGAGUCAACCUCGGCCCGAGGGAGUAACGGAGAUCAUCUGCCCAAAGAACGGGAGCGAGCGAGUCAACGUGGCCCUGGUGUACCCCCCAACCCCUACUGUCGUCAGCCCCUGCCUGAAGUGAGCGGCCCUGCAGGUGAACCCUCCCGGCUCCCCCUUCAGCACAGCCACCUCCUCCCUCGCUUCAGCACUUGACCAACACACACAUCCUCGCCAUCCCUGGAAUCAACACGUUAUUGUGAGACAGCGACGUGAGAGUUCACCUGGAAAGGAUAGCAAACAGGCCAAUUGGAUGCUUUCGUAUUCUGAAGAACAGUAUACAACAAAGACAUAACGUUGACAUUUCAGAAACACGUAUUAAAUGACUCUUGUAUUAAAAUAUGAACGCUGUAUAUCGCUAGUUACCGCUUCUUAAAGCCAAACCAGACAGGAAUUUUCGGACUGCUGCAAGUGAUCUAGAUAGAUAGAUUGUUCAGCCUCAGCCUGCUUUCACUGAGAAAUGUUCAGUUUCAGCGGUUUCUCAGGGAGCAUGACAGAAGCGCAAUUGAAAGCCAUAUUGAAUAUCCACUUGAUGGUUGUCUGACUCAAUUGCAGUUGAAAACAUCUUUUUGUACAUUAUCUGUCUGAAAAAUGAGUGAGAUAUGCUGCAUUUUCUUUGGGCCUAUUUAAAAAAAAAAAAAAAGAAAGAAAAAAAGCAAAAGUGGAUCUUCCGAAUGCUAACAGUACCAAUGAUUUCCUGUCGUGUGCAUAAGCAUCAAGCAUUGAUGAUCACUGAAGGGCAAGAAACUGAAUGUCAUAUUGUGUGUUUAUUAUUAUUUUUUUUAUUAUUAUUUAUUUUAUUUUUUUUACUAAAGAAGCCGUGUAUUUUAGUUAAAAACUUUUUUAGUCCACCCUUCAAACAUUACUUUGUCCUUCCUGGGUUAAAUAAAUGAGGUCAAACUUUAAGAAACAAAGUCAAGUAGACAAAUGUGUAGGUCUUCACCUGUGUAGCUGAGCUGAAAGGCCCAGGUUCCACCUCGUACUGUAAAGAUCUGAUUUGGUCUAGCCUGCCAUUUCUUACUGGCUCUGUCCAUACAGGUUUGGACAGAUAUUCAUUCUGACUGUACACAUGACUUACAAAUCUACACUAAGAAAGUGACGGGGGAUGAGACUCAAACAUUUACCUCGUUUGUGCACCUGGGAAACUGCAUUUCAAACUGAGGAAGCCAUCUUCACCUACACAUCACCUGGAACGUCCAGCUGAGGAUGACCAGUGGAACCUGCGCAUGAGAAAGAUCGGAAGAGUCCUUCUGAUACUCAAGACAACUAGUCACUUGCAACAUGUUGACAAAAGUUGGAAAAUGCUGCCAAAAUACUGUUCUGCUUUUGCUGUACAGUUGCGGAUUGAGGACAUAGCUCUGUACAUAUCUGAAGUGGUAAUGUUAUUAUCACCUCUGAAAGUGACGUUCCGUAUGUAUGUAUUGCAGCACUGGAUAUACUGUAUGGUUGGAUUUACUGUGUGGUGCAGUAUAGGAUACACCACAUGAUGUAAGCGACUUGUUUCCUCAAACGGAAAGUUAAAUGUUUUGCUGCCUUCAGUUCCAGCACUUUAUAGGACCUAAGUUAAGCUCAACCCUAUACAAGAAAUAAUUGAUUGAGCAUUUUAGAAUUUUAAUCAGACACCUGUAUGCAUACUGCCCCUUUAACAAAACUCACAGUUGUACAAUACACAUUUUUAUCCUGAUGUAGGGGAAAUGGAACACUGCAUAUAUAUAUAUAUAUAUAUAUAUAUAUAUAUAUAUAAUAGAGUAUGUUGAAAAGGUGUAGAAUUUGUAUAGUAUAUAAUCUCUAUUUUUUUAAGAAAGACCAACACAUUUCAAUUAAAUUGUAACCAACAUCAGUAAAACAUAUUAACUGUGCAAUAUUAUGCAUGAGUGACAUGCUCAGUUAUGAAAAUGAUAACGCUAUUUUUCUAUUACUGUAUUUGAUUAAAGGAUUUUAUUCUGACUGCAUCUUAAUAUGGCAGUCUAAUAAAAAAAAAAAAACAUUUUCAUUACUACACUGAAACAACAACAACAACAUGCACAAUAAACAGAAAUAUCUGGCUUACUUUUUGUUUGUUCUCUUUUUUUUAUGAGCCUUUUCUGUUCACUUUGGACAACUUUUUAAAAGUAAAUACAAUGAUAUAAAGUGUUUUAUGGUUCUUUUUUAGCCCUAAUAAUCGACAGGUAAAGGACUUCUAAGGAGAUUCUACACAACAUAAUCAAAGUAAUAGACAUGCUUAUACUCUACAGGGCUCUCUAGCUACAGUAUAAGGCUAUGGCUCCCAGCACUUGUGAUUCUUGUUAUAUCGUGGAACACAAGUAGUAUGCACUCCUAACUUUGGCUCCUGAAUACAGGAUACUAUGCGCUUUCUUUCCCGUUGUUUUCACAAUGAUAUACGGUACCAUAUCUGGGAUUUAUUGUGUUUUCCUGUGUGUUUACCCAACUGUAAAACAGUACAAAUAAAAUAAGGUUUGGAUUCAGUUGCAGGGAUAUGGAUUUCCAUUGACUGUUUCAUCCGUUUGGUGAUUUACUAUGAGCUUAAUUAACCAUCAAGAAUAAGCAACCGGCUUCACUUUACACCAUAACCCCAAAAAGGGGUUAAUAUGGAAGUCAGCUACAGAAAGAAAAAAAAUACAAAAAACUAACAGAAAAGGCCACUCCAGCUCAAAUACCAAAGUCUGCCCCCUCUUGUUGCUUAGGCCAACUUACUAAUAAACAACAGCAGAAACAUUUAUAAUUGAGCAACAACCCCCAUCUGUUGUAUGUCCUUAUGCUCUCAUGUGUAAUGCGUUUAUUAUACAUGUGUCACACAUAGUUCAUGUAACACUACACUAUUAUGAUAAAUCAUAGGCCUCAUAGAGCAAUUACAACACAAUGCUAUUGUUAUUAUUGACCCAUAUCAGACACCGAGUUAUAGCACAUUUGCAUAAACAAAAUAUCCCUGUGGGCAUUAUCUAAGGAA